AUGACAUCUGACACCAAGGAUGCACAGCAAUAUCCAAGUGUUUCUGAUUCCGAGAGGGAUUCUGUUGUGAAGGAUGAAAUAGAUUCAGUGACAUCUCAGCCGAAGAAUGAUUCUGAGAAGGAAUCUUUCAUGAAGGAUGAUGAAGACUUAGUUGAUCCAAAUGACACAGGUUAUUCUGUUGCGCCUCCAGGACAAGUCUCUGGCCUAACUGAAGGAAGCAGCCAAGGGACGUCCGACAUAAUGUCAGGGAAGGGCAUAGAUUCAUCAGACGAGGACGAUCAGUUAGGGGUGGAGGUUAAUGUGAAGACGGCAUCGGGGACAGAUCCAACUCCCUCGGAGUCUGUAUUGUUUCGGGAGUUUGACGGAGCAGAUGUAACAAAUGAAGGUGUCUCUCAUACUCAUCCGGAAUAUGUAAGCGACAGUUCUGAAUCUGAUAAACCUUUUCCUUCAUCCGCUGGUGUAGGUCAUGCCAACAAUGAGAAGGUCCAGCCAUGCGCAGAAAGUGUGACGUUAGUGUCAAGUUCAUUCCAUGCUGGGGAGGAAAGUGAUGUUGAUUAUAGACCAGCGUCCAGCAGUUUGAAAGAAGGUGAUUCAGAAGAUGGCAGUGUUAGCGAGUCCUCGGCUUCUAGUGAUGUUUCUGGGCGUUAUGAUUUUGGUAACCCCGUUCAGAAGUCAGACGAUGAAGAUGAUGGGGUCUUCAAGCAACAGGAGGACGACGAGGAUCGGUCAAGUGUUGUGUCUGGUUUCGAACCAAAGAAAGAAGCUGGAAUAAAUCUGGAUACAAGUUCCAUAUCCUCCCUGGAUCCGUCCCUGUUAGAUACAUCAGUAGAGUUGUCCAGUUCAUCAACAGAGAGUCCUGUUCCCCAGAAGCGCAUCUCACAUCCCUCUACCUCAUCCGACCAGCCCAAGAAGCUGUCGGCGCCAGUGUUUACUAUCGGGGACGACGACGACGACUCCCACAGCGACACUUCAAGCGACUCCGAGGACGAGGACAAGCCCAGGGCCUCUAUCAGCAGCAUCAUCAACUCCAUCAACCCGAUGCCGGGCAUUGAGGAAGAGUCGGACAGCGAUGAGGGGCGGUCAAGAUCUUACAACAUCAGCGGUGUGGGUGAUGACGAGGGUGAGUCUGAAGAGGAGGAGGAUGGGCUGAAAUUCACGGACGAUGACCUGCUAGCUGAGCUGUCUGACGGCUCAAGUAAAGACGAAAGGAGUGAUAGUUCACACAAUGUCAAGGUCACGUCAGGCACGUUUGUUUUCGGGGACCCUGACGAUGAUAUUGAUGUGUAG
Messenger RNA from Haliotis rubra (blacklip abalone), 1287 nucleotides. Its product is annotated as serine-aspartate repeat-containing protein C-like. The transcript is spliced from 2 exons. Lineage: Eukaryota; Metazoa; Mollusca; Gastropoda; Lepetellida; Haliotidae. The coding region runs from base 1 to 1287 and encodes 428 amino acids. The record is from RefSeq and is a predicted model, not a curated record.